Molecule: messenger RNA, 2506 nt
Organism: Hypoxylon trugodes
Lineage: Eukaryota; Fungi; Ascomycota; Sordariomycetes; Xylariales; Hypoxylaceae
Exons: 1
Coding region: 417-1997 (526 amino acids)
Source: RefSeq, a predicted model, not a curated record
CCGACAGUAACCUCACACCAUAACCUACUCUCACUACGACUAGAGUUUAAUACUCCCUCCCGACUUACUUGUACUUUGGCCAAUCCUUUAGGAAGCCCCUAGACAUCGACCAGUUCGUUGUAACAGAUCCUAUUCGAGAUCUUAUUUUCCAUACUUCUCCCUGUCACCUUUCCAGGAGAUAUCCGACAGUAACCUUGUAUUACUAAAUACUCACAUAACAACUCUCGAGACUUCCUACCGACUUGUACUAUUCGACCAAUCCCUUGGCAAGCUCCUCAGUGUUGUCUUGUCUACCGUACCAGAGCUCUUGUUCGAGGUACUAUUCAUACAUUCACUUUCUAAUCUCACCACACGACUUCCCAUCACUCUCUCCACAUACUCUCUAACUUCCUCAUUCUUACGUACCUACCAUCACGAUGUCUUUCAACGGAUCUUUCCCCGGAAGCGCCCCUAGCGUUAUCCCCUACGAUCAGCACCAGAUUGAACUCCAGGACCUUCGCGAAGAAUACGAGCAGUUCAUCGAACAAUUCAAGGCAGACCACCAAGACGAGAUGGACGCCGUCGAGGCCGGCUUUGAGGAUGAGAAGGAUAACCUCAAGGAGAGUCAUGACGAGCAGAGAGUUGUCAUGAUGACUUCAUUCAAUGACAAAAUCGCGGCUCUGGAGUCAGCUAUCCAGGAAAUAAGCGACCAGCCCGACCAGGAGAACGAGGAGUACAUCGGCGAGCUGCAAGCUGAACUCCAGCAGAAGGACAACGAGCUCCAGCAAAAGGACAUCGCCCUCCUGAAUCUCAAACGAGAUGCCGACCAGUACGUCGACGAGUUGAACUUGACUCUGAAGGCAAAGGACGAAGAGCUGGCGCACCUCCGCCAAGGUCCCCAGCAACCCGCCAGCGACGACGAGAGUCCCGUUGAGCUAUGCGAUUGGCUCUGGACCCAAUGUGGAGGUGAGACCGAACAGCUCAAAAAGCGAACUGAGCAGCUUGAGCAAUACAAGGCCAUGUACCGCGAGGAUACUCUGUCCUACAAGGCGACGAUCGUCGCCCAGACCAACGAGAUGAACCGCCUGAAGGCCAUAGCUAACAACCGAACCGGAGCGCGUUGUGCCCAGCUAGAAGCAGAACUAGCUAAGGCCAACAAGACCAUUGAAGCCUUGAAGGAGGAGAAGGCGAAGUUGCGCACCCCUACGAAAAAGGAGAUCAUGAGCUCCUUCUACUCGGCCCGCCGCCAGAACCAAAAGGGCGGUUCUCCCAAGCGUCUACGGGAGGCCGGACCAAAAGUCUUCCGCGCGGAAAUCAAAGCGGAUAUCUUUGCUCAAUACAAGAGCAAGCUGGCCGAGGAGAAGGAGCUAAUGGACAAGAAGAACGAGGCUUACAUGGACCAGCAAAAGGCCAAGCUGGCCGAGGUCAAUGAGUCCUUGGAGAAGAAGUCCGCAGCUCUCGACAAAAGAAAGGUCGAGGUAGAGGAGAGCUGGAAGAAGAAGUACCACUCGGAGAUCAAGAAAAUGCAGGAUGAUAUUAACUCCCAAGUGAUCGCCAGGCUUCACAAGCCUACUCCCAUAUCCGGUACCGUGGAUAUGGAGCAACCUGGCGAGUUUACUACGGGAGAAGUUCUAGAAGCGUCACUUGAUUAUCAUGACCAAGUACGUGAGACUGCUCUCCGAGUAUUAUGGAACCACCAGUUGGAGGAGGCCGUCGGGAAGUGGGCGGAGUCUCAGGAGACGAGACGAGCCCUCGAGUACGUCAAUGGAGAGCUCGCGGAGAGUGCCGCCGCCUCCGGUCCAUCUCCUGUCGGCCACAGUGUUAAUUCACCUAGUACUAGUCUGUUUUCUUCGUCUCCUGGAUCCGCCACCACAGCCACCACCACUACAUCCAUUGCCUCAACACCCCCUACUCCCAUCACACCCAUCGCUCUGAGAAAAUUAACGAAGAUGAAGGCCAUUAAGCUGGCUAGGGCAAGGAAGCAGCGCGGCAUGAAGAAUGUUACUCCACUCCGUUAGAGGGAGUUCCCAUCCCCUAAUUUCUUCUGCCCCUUUUCGCUCUUCUAUCUUUGCUCUCCCUUCCUUUCUUUCCGCCCCUCGCCCAACCGACCCAUAGUCGACAUACCGAAAACAUGAGACGUUUCGCCCUCUGAGUCGACAUACUAGGGCACCAUCGGGAUACACCGAAGGAAGAAAACUUAUUCUGUUCUUGUUUUGUCUUUGAUUUUUUAAAAGAAAAAAAUAACAAAAAUAACAAAAAAAGGUGGAAAACACAGAUCACAAAAACAUAACCCUCGCUUUCUAUUACUUAGCAGUUAGCUGCAACUAUUGCCUCCAGAUUGGUAAGUCUCCUAUCCGCUACUCACUCUCACUACCAAUUUCUGAAGCUAACAUGUCUUUGGCGUACAGUUACAGUUACGCCGAACCUCACUCCCGCCAUUGCCGCCGCUGCCAUAUGCACCCUCUCAACGACCACAGCCCCGGCCGGGAAGGUAAAAGACCGAAUGAAUUUAUAAAACAGAAAACCG